Syngnathoides biaculeatus (alligator pipefish) is the source of this 3039-nucleotide messenger RNA. It is a transcript of the gene tbx5b, whose product is annotated as T-box transcription factor 5b. The transcript is spliced from 9 exons. The coding region runs from base 308 to 1888 and encodes 526 amino acids. The record is from RefSeq and is a predicted model, not a curated record. NCBI's taxonomy places the organism in Eukaryota, Metazoa, Chordata, Actinopteri, Syngnathiformes, Syngnathidae. Gene Ontology annotation, biological process: pattern specification process; regulation of transcription by RNA polymerase II; positive regulation of DNA-templated transcription. Gene Ontology annotation, cellular component: nucleus. Gene Ontology annotation, molecular function: DNA-binding transcription factor activity, RNA polymerase II-specific; RNA polymerase II cis-regulatory region sequence-specific DNA binding.
AAGGACGUGAUGAGCGGCGUCCAGAUCCGGGCUGGCACCGAGUCGGCGAGGGCAACGACCGCGAGAGGAGCGACGCAAAUUAUGAUCUGAUUGCACCGCGGCUCGUGCGCGCGCGAGCGCCCGCCCGCCCCACGGACACGCAAGCCACGAGCGAUGCGCGCCGCGGAUUCUGUUGAAUUCCUGACAAGGUCUCGCCGAAACACGUGGACCGCUUCGCUUGGGGCUCCUGGAGUUGGAAAUUAAAGCAAGUUGGAGGGCGGCGGGAGGAUGUGCGGGAUUUUUGCAGGGUGGACCGCGUGAGGGGGACAUGGCGAACGGAGGCGACCAGUUCGGCCUCGCUGAGCGUCCUGCAGACUCCAACUUGGAUUCUCCCAAGGAGAAGAAAAAGGACAAUCUGAGCAGCUACAAUUUCAAAUCACCUGCUUCACCACAGACGUCAAAUUCCACCCAGCUGGGCAUGGAGGGCAUCAAAGUGUUCCUUCACGACAGGGAACUUUGGAGCAGGUUCGAUGAGGUGGGAACUGAAAUGAUCAUCACCAAGGCUGGAAGGAGGAUGUUCCCCAGUUACAAGGUGAAGGUCACCGGACUCAACCCCAAAACCAAAUACAUCCUCCUCAUGGACGUCGUGCCCGGGGACGACCACCGCUACAAGUUUGCUGACAACAAAUGGUCGGUAACCGGUAAGGCCGAACCGGCGAUGCCGGGCAGGCUCUACGUCCACCCGGACUCUCCUGCCACGGGGGCCCAUUGGAGCCGCCAGCUGGUGUCUUUCCAGAAGCUCAAACUCACCAACAACCACCUGGACCCAUUUGGACACAUAAUCCUCAACUCCAUGCACAAAUACCAGCCCCGCGUCCACAUCGUCAAGGCGGACGAGAACAACGGCUUCGGCUCCAAGAACACGGCCUUCUGCACUCAGGUCUUCUCUGAGACCGCCUUCAUCGCGGUGACCUCCUACCAGAACCACAAGAUUACUCAGUUAAAGAUAGAGAACAAUCCCUUCGCGAAGGGCUUCAGAGGCAGUGACGACAACGAGCUGCACCGCAUGGCCAAACUGCAAGGGAAGGACUACCCGGUGGUCCCGCGCAGCGCCGGGCGCCCGAGAGCGUGCUCCAGCGGGAGUCCCUUCGGCGGGGAAAUCCGGGUUCUGAGGGGCUCGCCCGAAGCGGCCGCGUCGCCCUACGGCUGCGAGAACGGCCCGAGCAGCGGCAGCCCGCAGACGCCGCUGGGGGCUCCGUCCGCGCACUACGCUUUGGCUCAUCCUCAGCACGUCCAGCAGCCUCAGCUUUACCAUUGCGCCAAAAGGAAAGUGGAGGAGAACCGCGCCACGGGAAACUGCCAGCACCCGUUCAAGAGAGUCUUCCCCGGUAGCUCGGCCGGUCGGGGCCCGGGCGACUCCUACUACCACGGCCCCCCCUUCGCCCCGCCCCCGACGCCCGCGCUGUCCGGCAGGCCCGGCCCGGGCCUAGCGGACGCCCCCUACACCUCCGACGUGGGUCAGCGCCAGGCGUGCAUGUUUGCGGGCUCGGAGAGCAGACUCGACGACCGCGGCUGCGCGUCCUGGUCGUACCCCUGCCCGCUGCCCUCCGCCAUGACCCCCGUGGAGCCCUACCCGCCCUUUAACCCCCACCCUCCCUACGGCUCCAGCCCGCAGGGCUCCCGCCUCAGCGCCGCGGUCCACCACGGCUCGCCCCCGCUGGGGGAAGCCGUCGUUCACGACCCCUACCAGAGGCAGCGCUCGGAGAACAUUCAAAGCAGGCAGCACAGCCCCCCUCUCCGCAGGGAGUACCCUCACUUCAGCCCCAACCUGUCCCCCCCGCUCUACCACACACUAGAGACCCACGCGCACAUCAGGUGCGGCGUCCCCGAAUGGACCGCCGCCUCCUAAAGAUGCAAACCACGGAAUCACCGCUGUGUCAUUUUGUGUCGCGUCCCCUGCGCCGCUCAGAGCGCCGCGCCAUUAAAAACUGGGCUCGGGCGCCCAAAUUCCCCACAAAAGGCCCCACUUUUGAGCAGCGCGGGGAACAUCAAAAGUGCUAUUUUAUUGUCUUUUCCGUAAGCCGAUGACUGAUGUCGACCAAAUGUUUGCACCGUGAGCGAAGCCCGAACAGAACCGGGCUCUCUCUUUUUUUUUUUUUUUUUUCUCCCCCCCCCUCCACUUUGCGUCAUCGUGAAAGAUGUGAAAAUUGUGACCCGUCGCCAGACAUCCGCGAACCAAAAUAAUCUCACGGCACGAGCCCGAGGGGUGUAGCCUUUUAUUUGAUUUGAUUUUUUAGAUCUCGUGGCCCCCACCCCCGCCCCGUGACGCGGUGUUUUGCGCAAAGCCCGUGUCAGCUCAGCUCAAGAACGCCACGAGCUCAUUUGCGACGAAGCAGGCGGUCGUAGCUGCGGGUGCCGCGGCGACGAGAUAAAACAGUUGGAUUCGGCGGCGCUUCGGGCCCGGCGGACCUGUAAACAACUUUUCCCACCGCGUUUUUGGGUAAAUGCAGAUCCCGGGGUCACACAUCUGUCGCCGCUGUCCUCGCUGUCACCCCCCAGCUGAGCCAUCAUCUCAAAGGAGCUUUGGCCGCACCCUCGUCCUGAGCUGACCACUCCAAGCUCAAUUUUGUUUCCCUUUUUUUGGGGGGGUUGGAGUGCAAGUUUUUCCCUCCUCCUUUGAAUCAGUCGUCAUCAAAUGUUGACCUUUGACUCGUGAGGGUUGUAAAACACAGUGCUGUAAAUGAGAUGUUCUCUCCGCUCAGGUGAAUACACGUCGCGUAUUAGUCUGCGAUUUGGCGUCCCAAUCGGUCCUCGUUAGUCCCGCGUUUACUGUAGUUCCACAGGAAACCCAUUUCCCUCCACAUCUGGAUAGCGUUACUUCCUGCCGGUGCCGACUGUAAAACGACAACUGUGGCUCUGUGCGGAAAGCGAACUGAGUUGAGAUUUUCUUCUCUCUUUUUUUUUUUUUUUGUCACACUUCCACCCGGGUUUUAUAUGCAGUAACAUGAGAAGGUGCUCAGUUUGCGCCCUCAAUGUGCACUUGUGUGUGUGUGUGUGUGU